ACCUGCAACCAGUGGCUCUAACUCGCUGUUAGUCAGUCUUAAAUUAGCUCUGAUGAAAGCAAGUGCAAGUGGGUUGGUGCUGCACGUGUCUUUAUUGAAUUUAUUAUAAUAAAACGUGGAGCUCGCGGUGGCUUGACUAUUGUUGAUAUUGGAUUUACAUUUCACCUGGAGUGAAGUUCUACCGGACGAGAGUGUGAAGUUAUAAAUCAUGAAAGCCUACAGCUUAGUGCUUUCCUUCUUGCUCGCAGUAGCGCCAUCUUUAUGUGAGCAUCAUAAAACGUUUCACAGCAAAAUCAGCUCCUCGAGUAGCCGGUUUUUGUUCCACCACAACAGUCGGGAUCGAGGUCACGAUCAUCAUCACCAAAGCUUCAAGAAGCAGCUUGAGUCAACCACUCUAGUCCCGAAUGAAUCAGAGGAUGAAGUGACCACCAUUAGCCCACCAAUAUCCACCGAUCAGCAAACUGCAUCGCUUAACUAUUCCAGCUAUCAAAAGUCGCUUCCCCUGCGAAUAUUAAGUUGCAUGACCAAGGUUUCGAUACUGCAAUGUAGCAAGUUAUACCUGUUGCAAAACAUGGAAUCUCGGGAUUACAUUUUCGAUACCUCAGGCAAUCUGACUCAAGACGUUAAACAAAUUUUACUACCGUCUUAUAGACGACCAGACGAUAAACUAUUUGAAGAUCAUCUGUUUUCCCUCAACUCUAGCGAAGUCGAUCGACGCAUCAAUCAUGGUUUAGUUCUGCUGUUCAACAACCGACACGUGGAUUUUAAGUUUCUUCCGGGUUUCGGUGUCCAGCUCUCGCCCAGUGAAGGAAACAAGCUGGAGUUUUCCAUCAAAAAGCAAGUCGCGUCCGAUAAUAACGAUAUGUCUAGUACCGACAUCGAAGGUCGAAAGUCCAAAGACAGGGACCGAGAUGAAAAGAAAGAUAAAUCUCACCGAGGAACGAAGAAAAUCUACCGUCAUCUAAUCCGCCUGGGAGUCCCGGCAGUCUUGUUACCAUCUGUCCUGCUGGCCUCAGUGCUGCCCAUGAUGAUGCCGGUCAUCAAGUUUGCCACCUUCUGGACCAGUGUGGUCAAUCAUGCGGCACUCGCGGCAGCCGUUAUGUAUCUGGCUAAGCAACAUGCCCAGGAGCAGGAGGAAAAGCAGACAGUUUACUUCAAUGCCGGGUACAACUAGGAGUCUGCGGAUGGGAUACGCAUUCUGGUGAUGGGUAAAAGGCGGGGGUGCAAGCUGUAAACGCUUGCCUAAUUUAUGAAAAUUGAUGUAAGAUAAAUUAAAUAACAGUCGAAUCACGUCUGUUUUUCAACCUUAUCACAUUCCUUGAAACGCUUACAAAUAUGUUGAAUAAAA
This is a messenger RNA of Uranotaenia lowii, 1348 nucleotides long. RefSeq lists its product as uncharacterized. Lineage: Eukaryota; Metazoa; Arthropoda; Insecta; Diptera; Culicidae. The transcript has a single exon. The coding region runs from base 209 to 1174 and encodes 321 amino acids. The record is from RefSeq and is a predicted model, not a curated record.